Messenger RNA from Cokeromyces recurvatus, 501 nucleotides. Its product is annotated as V-ATPase proteolipid subunit C-like domain-containing protein. Gene Ontology annotation, cellular component: proton-transporting V-type ATPase, V0 domain. Lineage: Eukaryota; Fungi; Mucoromycota; Mucoromycetes; Mucorales; Mucoraceae. The transcript has 7 exons. The record is from RefSeq and is a predicted model, not a curated record. Gene Ontology annotation, biological process: proton transmembrane transport. The coding region runs from base 1 to 501 and encodes 166 amino acids. Gene Ontology annotation, molecular function: proton-transporting ATPase activity, rotational mechanism.
AUGGCUGAUUCAGAAGUUUACUGUCCAAGUUAUGCUCCUUUCUUUGGAUUUGCUGGAGUCUUUUGUGCUAUGGCUUUCAGUACUAUUGGAGCAGCAUAUGGUACUUCAAAAGCCGGCAUUGGUAUUGCUGGUAUUGGUUCUUUUAAACCUGAACUAGUAAUGAAGUCUUUAAUUCCUGUCGUUAUGAGUGGUAUUAUUGCUGUAUAUGGUCUAGUAGUUGCAGUUCUUUUAGCCGGUCAAUUAUCACCAACUACUGGCUAUUCUUUAUACUCUGGUUUUAUUGCUUUGGCAGCUGGAUUAUCAGUUGGUAUGGGCGGUUUAGCUGCUGGAUAUGCUAUUGGUAUUGUUGGUGAUUAUUGUGUUCGUGGUUAUGUUAGAGAAAGUCGUUUAUUUGUUACAAUGGUUUUGAUUUUAAUUUUUGCAGAAGUUCUUGGUCUUUAUGGUUUAAUUGUCGCCCUUAUCCUAAAUGCCAAAGCUGACAAUGGUAUUUGUGUGGCUUAA